CUAUGAGUUCUGUCUGAUAACGAAACCAAAAAAAAAAAAGAUACCAAUUUUCUUCCUUUACCAAUGGCAAUGCCACCUGGCAGUGUUGCUCCUGGAAACUGGAUCCCAGACGGGAGAGACGGGUUCAUCUCGUGGAUCCGCGGGGAGUUCGCUGCAGCCAACGCCAUCAUCGACUCGCUCUGCCAGCAUCUGGUAGCGAUCGGGGAUCAGAACGAAUACGAGGGAGUGGUCUCAGCCAUCCAACACCGUCAAUCGAGCUGGUCUCCGGUUCUUUAUAUGCAGCAUUUUUUCCCCAUCGCGGAUGUUUCCUACGCUCUGGAGCAAGCUGCUUGGAAGCGGCAGCAGAAGACGAUGAUGCCUCCAAGGCAUUACAACUCCGAUCAGAUUGGGAAAUUUGGAGGAAGGAGGUCAGGGAAUGGGUUUAACAAGCAUCAUAAUCAUGGUGGUGGUGGUGGUUACAGAGGAGGUGAGACAAUGGUGAGAAACGGGUUGGAUUGUCACAAGACUGAAGCCAAGGCAGUAGCUGUUGUUGAGGAGAAGAGAGAUGGUAGCGAGAAAUUGAAGAGCGAUGGUAAGGAUAAGGAAGAAUCUGAGUCUACUGGCGCAGAAACUCUAGCGGAAGUAGUGAAACAUAGUUGUUAUUCGGCUUCUAAAGAUAGCAAUCUCAGUUCUGAGCAGAAGCAGGAUGAGAAAGACAAAGAGUGUCCUGCAAGCAUGGCAAAGACUUUUGUUGUCCAAGAGAUGUAUGAAGCGAAAAUGGUUAAUGUUGUUGAAGGACUGAAGCUAUACGAUUCAAUGGUCGAUGCAAAGGAAGUAUCUCAACUCAUUUCUCUUGCAAACAAUCUGAGAAACGCUGGAAGAAGAGGUCAACUUCAAAGUGAUGCAUUUGUGGGCUAUAAAAGGCCAAAUAGAGGACAUGGACGUGAGAUGAUCCAACUCGGUCUCCCCAUUGCUGAUGCAAGGCCUGAUGAUGAGAGCAUCAAAGAUAGAAGAAUAGAGCCAAUCCCAUCUUUUCUUUCAGACAUCAUUGAACGUUUGGUCUCAAAUCAAAUCAUACCUGUGAAGCCAGACGCAUGCAUCAUUGAUUUCUUCAACGAGGGAGAUCACUCGCAGCCUCAUAUGUUCCCUCCCUGGUUUGGACGACCCGUUGGGAUCUUGUCCUUGUCAGAAUGUGAUCUCACGUUUGGAAGAGUCAUCGUCUCUGAUCAACCAGGAGACUACAAGGGCUCUCUCAAGUUGUCUCUCUCUCCCGGAUUGGUUCUUGUGGUGGAAGGCAAGUCCGCAGAUCUUGCUAAGUUUGCGAUUCACUCAAUCCGAAAGCAGAGGAUUCUCAUCACCUUCACCAAGUCUCAGCCGGGAAACGGACUUAACUGUUGUCCACCACCGCUUAGCAGAUCGCCGAAUCAUCAUCACAACCGUCAGCCAAAGCAUUACCCUGUUGUUAUCCCCACCACCACCGGUGUCUUGCCAACACCGUCUGUUCAGCCUGUUUUCAUAGCACCUUCUCCUCCGCUUCCCCCUCCAAUGCCGUUCCCUGGUGGUGUUGGUGUCAUGCCGGGAGCAACGAGCUGGCCACUGCUGCCUCAUACACGACACCAGGCGCCACCACAGCCUCGAGCUCCCGUCCCUGGAACCGGUGUCUUCCUCCCACCCGGUUCAGCACAAGAACAGGUGUUCCAAGGCUCCAGCAACGGGAACAACUCUGCAGAAGGAAAGGUGGAGAUGAAGACGAAAGAGGGAGCUUGUAACGGAAACGCUGCAGAUGAGUGCGGUGGCAGUGGCGGUGACGGUAAACAGGUCAAUUAGCUGAAGAGGAGAAGAUAUAUAGAGAGAAACGAGCUUUGCAGUUUUUAAACUGUGAAAAGAGCGGCAAGUUCUUAUGAGACGUUGCCUCUCUCUUUUUUUUUUUUGCCACUUCAGAAAUUGUUUUCUUUUAGGAAAAAAAC
Messenger RNA from Brassica rapa (field mustard), 1946 nucleotides. RefSeq names its product RNA demethylase ALKBH10B. Lineage: Eukaryota; Viridiplantae; Streptophyta; Magnoliopsida; Brassicales; Brassicaceae. The record is from RefSeq and is a predicted model, not a curated record. Gene Ontology annotation, biological process: mRNA catabolic process. Gene Ontology annotation, molecular function: demethylase activity; mRNA binding.